AAACCUUUUUUUUUGACAGUGACUAGAACCGAAAUGAUUCAGGGGAGAGUGGACGAAAUAAAGGGUUUUGGAGGGUAAACCCUACACGUGCUAUUUCCAUCUCAUCUUUUUUAUUAUACAGCCACCUCUUGAGUUUCAGGUGAAGAAAAGCUAAGUAUAAACACUAGAAAUCUGACAUAUAUAGUGCUAUUUAACAAAAUCAAGGAAAGUUGUUGGAUACCCAAUUCACAGCAAUCAUAUAUUACUGCAAUGGCCGUCUAUUCUUCAAGAAUUGCAGCGGCCCAUUCGGUUAAUCUGCGAAAUGAGCUUGUUUGUCCGGCUAAAAAGCUCUUCUAUUUUAGGGUUUCAAAUGUACGGAACUUGAGAGUGGGAGAUGGUUUAAGAGUAAGGGGUUUAGCUAAUUCAGAAGGUGGUGGGUUUGAAUCUAUCGGUGCGGUUGAUAAAGUUGUUGAAGAUAGUGAAAGCUUGAAUGGGAGAAAUGGUGUUAGGGUUUUAGAUGAGAGUGAUUACAAACCAAAUGUUGAUAAUGGCAGUGGGGAUGGUGGGGAUGAUGCUGGUAAUGGCAAGGCUCUUGGUGGCGGUGGCGAUGGCGAGGGUGGUGACCCGGAAGAGAAAGAGUUUGGUCCCUUGCUUAAUUUUACUCAGGUGAUGAGAGAAAUCGAAGCUCGGGGUGCCAAACUUCCUUCUGAUAUGCUGGAGGCUGCCAAAACUGUUGGAAUCAGGAAAGUGCUUCUUGAUAGAUAUCUUGAUUUGCAGGGGUCAGCCUGGCCUCUGGGGUUUGCUAUGAGAUCAUGUGGAAUGCUUCGGAAUCGAAUGUUAGCUGAUCCUACUUUUCUUUUCAAGAUAGGAACUGAGAUAGUUAUUGAUACUUGUUGUGCAACGUUUGCGGAGGUUCAAUCGAGGGGAAAAGAUUUUUGGGCAGAAUUUGAGUUAUAUACCGCUGAUAUGUUGGUUGGAGUAGUUGUUAAUGUUGCGUUAGUUGGUAUGUUGGCUCCUUAUGCCCGUAUUGGAAGAUUGUCUACAUCUCAGGGAUUACUUGGACGUAUGCAACAUGCUUAUGCGGCCCUUCCUAGCAGUGUAUUUGAGGCAGAAAGGCCAGGAUGUAGUUUUACAGUAAAACAGAGGAUUGGCACUUACUUCUAUAAGGGCAUUAUGUACGGAUUUGUUGGUUUUGGAUGCGGUAUUAUUGGUCAAGGCAUUGCCAACCUGAUCAUGACGGCCAAAAGGAACGUUAAGAAAUCAGAAGCGGACAUUCCAGUUCCACCACUAAUUAAGAGCGCUGCACUUUGGGGAGUUUUUCUUGGAUUUUCUUCGAACACUAGAUAUCAGAUUAUUAACGGAUUGGAACGCUUGGUGGAAGCAUCUCCAAUGGCAAAGCAAGUUCCGCCGGUGGCAUUGGCAUUUACAGUCGGAGUACGAUUUGCAAAUAAUGUGUAUGGUGGCAUGCAAUUUGUUGACUGGGCCAGAUGGAGUGGGGUACAAUAGAUGUAGAUGUAUCAAGCAUCUUGAUGAUUAGUGUUUGAUGUUUUUAGCCUGCUAAAGGGAUAUGAUAGUAAGGUGGGAAAUAUAGGUUUGUUUACUACUUUAAGGCCCAAAUUAUCAAGGAAAGCAGCCUGUAUGUGCUGUACUUAUUUAAGGUGGGGGUGGUUAUGUUUUUUAAUUUUGAUAUCGGAAGAAUGUUCCUGAGAUAUUUUUUACUCAGGUAUAGGAAGUUAGUGUACACUAGUAAUUAUCCAUGCAUCUUCUUUGAUUACA
Molecule: messenger RNA, 1755 nt
Organism: Daucus carota subsp. sativus
Lineage: Eukaryota; Viridiplantae; Streptophyta; Magnoliopsida; Apiales; Apiaceae
Product: protein RETICULATA, chloroplastic
Exons: 7
Coding region: 250-1485 (411 amino acids)
Biological process (GO): plant organ development
Cellular component (GO): chloroplast inner membrane
Source: RefSeq, a predicted model, not a curated record